Phymastichus coffea is the source of this 2334-nucleotide messenger RNA. RefSeq lists its product as uncharacterized. The record is from RefSeq and is a predicted model, not a curated record. The transcript has a single exon. Gene Ontology annotation, biological process: DNA integration. Bases 1 to 2334 code for a protein of 777 amino acids. Lineage: Eukaryota; Metazoa; Arthropoda; Insecta; Hymenoptera; Eulophidae. Gene Ontology annotation, molecular function: nucleic acid binding.
AUGUGGCAAGCCAAGCUAGAUUGGGACGAGGAUCUGCCCAAGGUUUGGACCGACAAGUGGCUCACAUUCCGAACGAGCAUCCACGAAACGACGGGAUUUGCCAUCAGCCGCUGGAUUAGCCAUUUCCCCGGCCAGGAGCUCCAGCUCCACGCAUUCUCAGAUGCAAGUCGCCGAGCCUUAGCGACCGUGGUCUACUCUCGAGCGGCCGAGGACGGCGGGCGGGGAUUCACGACCAUCAUCGGCGCCAAGUCCAAGCUGGCUUCGAUCAAGAGCCUUAUGCCGGCUUCUGAAAAGCGCGCCAGAAUGACAAUCCCACACCUGGAGCUGAGAGCCACGCUCAUCGCGGCGCAGCUCUUAAGGAACGCCGCAGCCGCUCUCUCCGUUCCACUGACGAGCUGCCAUCUAUGGAGCGACUCCCAGGUGGCUCUUCACUGGCUUCGCUCGGACAGCCCAGUCGGUCAUGACCUCAUUGACAACUACGUGGCACACAUUCAGGAACUCGCCGAGGGAGUUGCCUUCCAUCACAUGCCAACCGAUUGCAAUCCCGCUGACGUCGCCACCCGCGGGACAGACGCCACUCAGCUGGCUCACCACCCUCUCUGGUGGAAAGGUCCCGCCUGGCUCCCUCGUCCGACGAGCGAGUGGCCCAAGGAGGAGGAAACAGUCCCUCUUGCGACCACGUCGCAAUGCCUCAUCGCAGCUUGUACGAAGAUCACUACCGAAACGGACUACAUUGAGAGGUUCUCGUCGCUGGGCGCUCUCCUGAGAGGCACGGCCCGGGCCAUUCGCAUCCUGAGAUGCCAAGAAGGCCUUCUCGCACCGGUUACCGCCAAUGAGCUCCGGCAUGCCUUCGUCGUCUGCGCCAAGAUCUCGCAGCGUAGACAUUUCGCCGAAGAGUUAACUCGUCUCAGCAAAGACGGCUCUCUGCAAGGAUGCCACCAACUCAAGUCGCUGGAGCCUUUCAUGGAUGGCGACGGGGCAGUUCGAGUCGGGGGACGGCUCGCUCGGUCGCCUCUGUCUUUCGACGAGAGACACCCAAUACUACUCCACGGGAUGUCCGCCUUCGCUCAGCUCGUUAUCCACUGGGCCCACGAGCGCUGCCUCCACGGGGGCUUCCGAGCGACCUACUCUCUCGCCCUCCAACGAGCUUGGAUCACCGGAGCCCGGGUCCGCAUCAAGAGGUUCAUACACCACUGCACACUGUGUGCUCGACUGACUGCACGCCCUGCCUCCCAACAAAUGGCCGCUCUACCACCGGUCAGAGUCACCCCCGCUCGACCAUUCUCUAAGUGCGGGGUUGACUACGCCGGGCCGCUCUCCAUGUGCCGCAACAAGGAGAGAGGCGCUGCCACGUUGAAAGGUUACGUUGCGCUAUUUGUGUGCCUCUGCACAAAGGCAGUGCACCUGGAGCUCGUCAGCGACCUCACCACAGCCAGUUUUCUAGGAGCCUUCACUCGGUUUGUCGGGAAGUGUGGGAGACCAGCUGAAGUUUGGAGCGUCAAUGGCACCAACUUUCGAGGAGCUGCAUUGGAGCUGAGACGUCUGCUCCGAGAGGCCGAAAUCGACUGGGGCGUCGUCGAGAGCGAACUCACCAAGGAUGGAACUUCGUGGAAAUUCAUUCCGCCCUCGGCACCGGACUUCGGGGGCCUGUGGGAGGCCGGCGUCAAGUCAAUGAAGAGACACUUGAUGCGGGUGGCCUCUCCUCACCGCCUCACUUACGAGGAGCUCACUACUCUUCUAGUUUCCAUCGAAGCUACUCUGAACAGCCGCCCGCUCAUUCCGCCUGCUGGUGACCUCGAUGACAUCGAGGCCCUCACUCCUAGUCACUUCCUCAUCGGGACUUCAGCCACCUCUUAUCCUCAGACUAGCAGUGCCGGCCAGCCCCUAUAUAGAGCUAGUCAUUGGGAGCUCGUCCAGGCCAUGAGGAGUCACUUCUGGGCCCGCUGGAGUCGGGAGUACCUGAAUACACUCCUCCAGAGGUCAAAGUGGAAAUCUUCUCAGCCUAACCUCGAAGUCGGAGAUUUUGUCAUCCUCCUCGACCCCACUCUGCUUCGACCGGACGGCCGAUGGCCUCUUGGCCGCGUGACGGCCACCAUGCCUGGAUCAAAUGGCCUCGUGAGAGCGGUCAACGUUAAAACCGCCACUGUCGAGUAUACUCGACCCAUCGUCAAGGUCGCUCGGCUACCUAUCCAAGACACUUCCAGCUCGUCGACAGCAGCAGCCCCAUCAAAUGAAGUCGUUCCCGGAACGAGGCGGGCGGGAUGUUUGGAACAAGCGCGCACCCAGCGCCCUGCCGCUACCGGCGUGCGGCAGGGACGAUCGCUGACGCCUUAG